AUGAAGUGGUUUAAUUGGGCUGUGCAAAUUUGUUGGAUGCCCAGUUUUUUGGCUACCUUCAAUCCUUAUAAAAGAAAUGUGGAGUUGCUUAAUCACGAACCAGUAAUAAAAAUAUGUUCAAAAAACGAAUUGGCUUCUGUGGAGGAACUUUGGCUAGACCAGAAAGUGGAUCAUUUUGAUAAGCACAACAACAAAACCUGGAAAAUGCGUUAUUACAGUAAUGCCAAGUAUUUCAAGCCCCAAGGACCCAUUUACAUAUUUGUGGGAGGAGAAUGGAGAAUCAGUCCGGGAUUAUUGAGCACUGGAUUAACCCACGAUAUGGCAGUGGAAAACUCUGGAAUGCUCUUCUACACUGAGCACCGCUAUUAUGGGCUCAGUUUACCUUUUGGCAAUGAGAGCUAUCGACCGAAUAACCUCAAGAAACUAAGCCUUCAUCAAUCAUUUGCUGACUUGGCUCACUUCAUACGCCACCAGAAGUCAAAUAGUCCCGAAAUGGAAGACUCCAAAGUCAUUUUGGUGGGCGGCUCUUAUUCGGGCAGCUUGGUGGCCUGGAUGACUCAACUGUAUCCGGAUUUAAUAGCUGCCAGCUGGGCCUCCAGUGCUCCAUUAUUGGCGAAAGCCGAUUUUUUUGAAUACAUGGAAAUGGUCGGCAAAUCAAUUAACUUGAGCUAUGGACACAACUGUUCUUUGCGAAUCGAAAGGGGCUUUAAAUUCUUGGUGAAGUUAUUUGAUGGCGAUGAAAUUCAGGAGCUGCUUUAUAAUCUUAAUGGCUGCAAGGGUUAUAGAUCCAAGAAUCCUUUAGAUAGGGCAGCUUUCUUCAAUGGGCUGGGAAACUAUUUUGCUUUAGUGGUGCAAAGUUAUAGUGCUUAUAUACCCCGGCUAUGUGAGACUUUGAUGAAUUUAGGUUCCGAUGAUGAGCUGGCAUUCAUAGAGUUCUUAAUACUGCUUUAUUCUGAAGGAAGGCGCUCCAUUGCUUGCCAGGACUUUGGAUACUCUUCCAUGCUAGAACUUUUCUCUGGGGAUUCAGAUGAAAGUUCGGAAACUCGUGCUUGGUUUUAUCAAACCUGCAAUGAAUUCGGCUGGUACACAACUACAAAAUCCUAUUCAUCCGCGUCCCAAACCUUUGCCAAUCAGGUGCCCUUGGGCUACUUCAACCAACUUUGCCAGGAUGCGUUUGGAGCGGAGCAGACUGCCCAGCAAUUGGCCCAGGGCGUUGAGCAGACGAAUAGCCAAUUCGGCGGAUACGGGUUCAAUCAGAGCGAGCGUUAUGCUCAGGUAAUCUUCACGCAUGGCGAACUGGAUCCGUGGAGUGCUCUUGGGCAUCGAAAGGGUGACCAGGCAAUAGUCCUGACGGGCUACUCGCACGUCGAGGAUUUGGCCAGCAUCCAGGUGACGGACAGCGUGGAGAUGAAUCUGGCCAAGCUGCGUGUUAUGUCCUUUCUGCGACGCCACAUAUGA
This is a messenger RNA of Drosophila santomea, 1458 nucleotides long. RefSeq names its product putative serine protease K12H4.7. Gene Ontology annotation, biological process: proteolysis. Bases 1 to 1458 code for a protein of 485 amino acids. Gene Ontology annotation, molecular function: serine-type exopeptidase activity; dipeptidyl-peptidase activity. Lineage: Eukaryota; Metazoa; Arthropoda; Insecta; Diptera; Drosophilidae. The transcript is spliced from 7 exons. The record is from RefSeq and is a predicted model, not a curated record.